Messenger RNA from Seminavis robusta, 1074 nucleotides. Lineage: Eukaryota; Bacillariophyta; Bacillariophyceae; Naviculales; Naviculaceae. The record is from the annotation of a GenBank genome assembly.
AUGAUCGAUGAUGAGGUGAACGACAUCAUUGAUAUGGUUGGCGAGGAGGCGAUACGGAUCAUUGUCACUCACGCCGACGUGGAAGCAGACAAGGCGGGGUUCAGUGUGGAGGACGUCAAGAGUUCUGUAUCGCGCCUUGCUGAUGUGCCUCGCGAACGUAUUAUGGUUAUUGGCCUGGACACAAGUGGAGCAGAGAUUGAGGAGUUUGUUCGCUCAACUCUUCUUUCCAAGCCGGUAGAAAUCAAGCUUGACAUCACAGAAGUGGUUCGUUUGGCAUCUGGUUCCAAACAAUCACGACGCAUCACGAAAUCAAUCCGAGACAUAUAUGCUAGGAUUGCCGCUGCUACUGUCUAUUGCAACGAGAUUACUCAGUCUGGCACGAACAAGAACCACGAGAAUGACAUCGAGAUCAUGGACUUGCAGCGGGCUACUACCGAAAUGGUGACAAAGGACAGAGAACGAGUUUUCAAGGAUGCGGCCAGCCUCUCGAUCGACGAACAAACCGUGUGCUACGCCAAGGCAGGAGCGUGGUUGUCCCUCAAGCUAAAGAACUUCGUCGAAGCAUCCAAUACAUUCCUCUCCUGGAAUGUCACCGAUGUUUCAGAUCCACGCAACCACUAUCGUGCGUGCAACCAUUGCGGCGCCGUCUUUGUGAAAGUGGAAGGUUGCGAUGGUGCUACCACCUGUGGAGCAAUUCCCUCGACCAAAUCGGAGGAUGAUAAAUCGAAAUCGGGAAUCUCUUUUGCCACGCUGUACUCGUGGAUCGAAGAUGGUAAAAGGUGGAUCGUCAGAGGUUCGAGGAAGGAACGGAAAAGGUUUCUACAAUGCUUCGAUUACACGAACAGUAACAACAAUGCCACUAAGCCAAGCACGGCAACGCUCGAAUCGGGCUGCGGACAAUCAGUUGCCUGGUCUUCGAUGCACCCUAUUUCACCGGAACUUGUUGCUGCGUUAGGUAAGGUUGAGCAAGUCCGUCCUGGUAAGCUCCAAGAACAUUCAAGCCAAAAGUUCGAAAUCGAAAUUCAAUCCCAAGAAGAAAUCCACAGGCAAAAGCUCCAACGUGAGCUCAAGUGA